Molecule: messenger RNA, 2414 nt
Organism: Cyprinodon variegatus (sheepshead minnow)
Lineage: Eukaryota; Metazoa; Chordata; Actinopteri; Cyprinodontiformes; Cyprinodontidae
Gene: alkbh5
Product: alkB homolog 5, RNA demethylase
Exons: 4
Coding region: 600-1676 (358 amino acids)
Biological process (GO): mRNA export from nucleus; mRNA processing
Cellular component (GO): nucleus
Molecular function (GO): oxidative RNA demethylase activity
Source: RefSeq, a predicted model, not a curated record
GUUACACGAGUUUAUGUUCAGGCUUAUUCUUGGAGACGGACUGAGGAGGAGGUGUGUUUAGCUUCGCAUUUUAUUAACUAUUUAGUUACUGUGUUUUUUCAGGCUUUAUGGAUCAUUGAAAAAAAGCCUGCAAAGUUUCCAGCUUGGGAAUGUUGGUGGUGACAUGUCGCUGCGUGGUUUGUCGGUAAUUCCAGGCGGCGAAGGAGUAACCAAGCCAGGCUAACCGAGCUAACGGCUAUCAGCUAACACCGUUGGCUGCUCCAUCGCUAUAACGGAGCGCAGAAAGGGUUUUUUUGACGCAGCAUUUAAUAACAACCCUCUUUCUUUCUUUCUCAACUCCUGGAUAUAUCGACUUCAGAACUUUUAAAUGGGAGCAAUGCUUCAACGCGAAGGCUAAAUGUGGAGUCCUAGCUAACAUCGGCUACUUUUGUUGAUGCUAUGUGUGAGACUUAAUGGACUCUUGUAGCAAUUUAUUCUGAGUUUGUGUAUCGCGAUCGAUUUGUGAUGAAACGCAUAAUUGAAGUGCGUUAAUUUGUUUAAUUAAAAAAAUAAAAAACGUUUUUUUUUUGCAACACGGCGAUCAUAUUGUUUUGGUCGACAUGGCAGCCAGCGGAUACUCUGACCUGAGAGAGAAGCUAAAGUCCAUGACUCCGCACCGGGAUGACUACGGGAACAAAUUCCGGGCGAGUAACGGCAGCGAGAAGGGUCGAAAGCGGAAGUAUCGAGAGUCGGACGACGACGAAUACGAGCAUAGCGAUGACAGCGCUGACCUCCGGGAGCAGGAGGCCCGCCGGGUGAGGAGCAGCGUCAUACAGCGGAGCAUCUUCACCCCGGAGGAGUGCGCCCGCAUCGAGGAGAAGAUCGACGAGGUGGUCGCUAAAGCAGAGGCUGGACUGUACCGGGAGCACACGGUGGACAGGGCGCCCCUCCGAAACAAGUACUUCUUUGGGGAGGGGUACACGUACGGUGCCCAGCUGGAGAGGCGCGGGCCGGGCCAGGAGCGACUGUACCGCAAAGGAGAGGUGGACGAGAUCCCGAGCUGGGUUCAUGAGCUGGUGAUCGAGCGCCUGGUGUCCAACGGGGUGAUUCCUGAGGGGUUCGUCAACAGCGCGGUGAUCAACGAUUACCAGCCGGGUGGAUGCAUCGUGUCCCACGUGGAUCCCCUCCACAUCUUCGCUCGGCCCAUCGUCUCGGUGUCCUUCUUCAGUGACAGCGCGCUGUGCUUCGGCUGCCGCUUCCAGUUCAAACCGAUCCGGGUGUCAGAGCCGGUGUUCGUCCUGCCUGUGAGGAGAGGGAGUGUCACAGUGCUCAGUGGCUAUGCUGCUGAUGACAUCACUCACUGCAUCAGACCUCAGGACAUCAAGGAGAGACGUGCAGUAAUCAUCCUCAGAAAAACUAAACCCGAUGCCCCUCGGCUGGACUCUGAGAGCCCUUUAAGUUCUUCUCCUGCACUAAGACCCGCUCCUCUCAAAGCCAAGCGCUCUCAUCGAAAAGCAGACCCGGAUGCUGCUCACAGACCAAGGGUCCUGGAGAUGGAUAAGGAGGAGAACAGACAUCCUUCACUAUCCCGCCAUCCUCGCCGCGGCGCCAGCUCAGAAAAUUACAGGAGCCGCGAUGAAGACCACGACAAACAUCAGGAGAGCUCAGGGCGCAAAGUCAAAAUGAGACGCCACUGAGCACCUCUUUGACACGCUUGUUCACUUACUAAAAUAUCUCUGCUCCUUUAUCUACGUCAGUAUUGUAACUUUUCUUAUGUUUCUUUGGUCAAUUGUUAUUUGAAUGGUCCAGUUUAUUCUGAUGCAAGAACCUCAGCUAGGUUUGAGUUUUAUUUGAGUCUAAAAAAUGUUUGUUUUGUGGCAGAUAAAACUGGCUUUUCUGCUGCUUAUGAUAAACCUCACCUUACUCACUAAAGUAAGAGUCUGUUGUUUAACAGUUCAGUUAGUUUAAAUUAAACAUUUCUUUGUUUAUGUAUUAAUAGAGGAUCGGAAAAGGCAUGUAUUUUUUCUACCUUGAAAACUAAAGGACAGUUGGACAUAUGGACCUGUACAGAAGCAAACCCAGGCUGUAAUCUAACCUCAUAAUGUACAAAUCAGCACAGUCUUUAUUUGGGGGUUUUAUGGAGACCGAUCUUGUUUUUUGUGUUCUCUAUAUCCUUUCAAAUCCAUUACCUUUCCAUCAUGUCAGAUCUUUUCUUUUUACUUAUAUUAAGCUACAAAUUUCAGUUAUAAGUUGCUGCAUAUGGCACGAGUUCAUCUCUGCUUUAUGAGUUAUGAUUUUAGUUAAUUUAGGUUGAGUUGUUACAGGAGCUAAGAAUGCUCUGUGGGAGAUGAUACUUUCUCCUGCCUCUGUAUAAGGCCGCUGUAUACUUUAUGACAUGAACCAUGUCAUUCCUGUUCCUUAAUAAAUCCACUUUU